Cuscuta europaea is the source of this 1482-nucleotide messenger RNA. NCBI's taxonomy places the organism in Eukaryota, Viridiplantae, Streptophyta, Magnoliopsida, Solanales, Convolvulaceae. The record is from the annotation of a GenBank genome assembly.
AUUCUUAACUAUUUCAAUAAAAGCCUAAUUCUAAAUUUAAAAUGAAUCGCAGACGACACUCUCGUCCUCUCUUAUUCUUGUCUCCUCCAAAUCUCUUCUCCCUUCUCAUCCGCCAUGGUUUUCAUCUUCGACUUCUCAUCUGCAGCUUUGCAAGCAUGCCAACUCGCCACAGUAGCCGCAUCCUGGGAUGCAACCUCGUUGACCGCUUCUUUGUCUCAUAGCAUGAUAGCCUAUCCUGCUCACCGCACCAUUCUGAAGCUCCCAGCAGAUGAAAAUAUCCUGUCAAAAGGUCCUUGAAGUAAUCAAGAAUAAUUAUGUUUAAGGAAGAUUUGUUUUGUUGCACAUUCUGUUUGAAGACUUGUUGCUAGAUAUACUUUGCCAUACUGUAUAUUCCUACAAAAAGGGGAAAGCAGAUGACUUAUCUAAUGAUUCUCUCAAAGAAGGGUCAAGGUGAAGAAUUGUUGGUUUGGUACCCAUGAGUCGAUUUGUGUAUAUAAAGAUUGACGCGUGUUCUUUUAUUUCCGUUCCCAAGUAGUAAAAAUCCCAUUUCUUGCUGGCUUUGGGGAGCGUAUUUGGGGGUCAUCAUGAGCUACCUGGGUCUUGGAGUUAGCCCCCGAAAUGUUCCAGUCUACCAUGGCAGCAGCUUGAAGGUGUUUGAUAAGAGAGUGAGACUUGCAGAGCUGGUUUUGAGGUGUGUCAUAUGUGCCUUAGCUCUAAUUACUGCUCUUCUUAUAGCUACAGACACCCAGGUCCAAGAGAUCUUCACCAUUCAAAAGAAAGCUACAUUUAAAGACAUGAAAGCCCUAGUGUUUUUGGUGGUAUCCAAUAUAUGGGAUAUUAGCUGCCUACUCACUUGUUCAGGCUGUGAGGUGCACAGUGAGUAUCAUCAGGGGAAGUGUUCUCUUCAACAAGCCCCUAGCCUGGGCUGUUUUUUCUGGUGACCAGCUGAUGGCAUACUUAAGUUUGGCUGCUGUAGCAGCUGCUACACAGUCUGUUGUGAUAGCAAAGUUCAAGCAGAAUGAACUGCAAUGAAUGAAGAUAUAUAACAUGUAUGGAAAGUUCUACAACCAAGUCGCGGAAGGCAUCACAAGUUUGUUGUUCGCUAGCAUAAGUUUGGUUAUUCUCUCAGGUUUAUCGACUUUUAGUCUCUUCCGUUUAUACGGUGAAAAUAAAUCCAAGUGCAAUGGGAGAUGAAGGCUGGACUAGAAGUUGUGUAGGAUUUAGCUGUUGGACUUUGAAGACUAGUAGUAGUGUAUUUUAGUGGCUAUUCGUCGUGUAUGUGAAAGUGGAUGUUAUAGAUUAGUGGCUGUGUAAAAUACGACAUGAAAAUCCAUGUUUGUAACCUUUGUUGCUCUCUUUACACGUAAUGCAUUCAUCAGACAAAAAAAGUGUGUGGUUUCUUAUAUUUUUUUUCAUUUUGAUGAUAGUUAUUGAAGUGCCCAUAAAUGGGACGACAACGGGUUUCAAGAAGGCAGUGGAGGG